Messenger RNA from Peronospora matthiolae, 1191 nucleotides. NCBI's taxonomy places the organism in Eukaryota, Oomycota, Peronosporomycetes, Peronosporales, Peronosporaceae. The record is from the annotation of a GenBank genome assembly.
AUGGACGCCUCCUCCCUCCGCAUCUCCAAGUUCGAUGGAACUAACUUCCACGCCUGGAAGUUCAAGAUGCAGAUGGUGCUGGAGGAACGGGACAUAUGGGAGGUCGUCAGCGGUGAGAUCAAGGCGGAACAGUGCGAGACUCAGUUGGACCAAGCGACGUACAAGAGGAAGUCAAGAAAGGCGAUGGCAGUGAUCUGUCUAGCCAUGGAAGAUUCCCAGCUACCGUUGGUCCGGUCGGCAAGUGGUGCAUGCGACGCAUGGUCAAGGUUGGAAGACCACUUCGAGAAGAAGAGUCUUGCCAACAAGCUGUUCUUGCGCCGUCGCUUCUUCACGACAAUGAUGGAAGAAGGCGACGAUGUGCUCGAACACAUCAACAAGCUCAAGACGCUGGCGGAACAGCUAGAAGCGGUGGGGGCUCCAGUCUGCGAGGACGAUCUGGUGAUCACACUCCUCGGCAGCCUGAGUGACUCGUAUCAAUUCUUGAUCACAGCUUUGGAGUCGCGCUCAGACACUCUUAGCUGGGAGCUCGUGACGUCUCGACUGCUUCAUGAAGAAAUGAAGCGGAAGGAGCAAGGAAGUAAAGGUGAUGAAGCUUCGCAAGGUCAAGCGUUCAUCACAAGGGACAAUCAGCGCAAAGGGCGACCAGUGAAGAAGUCCUGGCCGUGCCACAAUUGCGGAAAGAUUGGUCACUGGAUGGCGGAGUGCCCCUCGCGCAUCCAAGAAAACACGGAGAGACACCGGCCACAGCGUGCUCAAGACAGCGGCGACCGCUAUCGAUCACAACGUGCAAACGUCGCUCAAGAAGAAGACUCGGGCGACUACCUCUUUUCGAUCGGUGAAACGACAUCUGCGAAAUCGAGCGACAUCUGGCUGGUCGACUCCGGGGCGACGCAGCACAUGACGUGCUCCAAGAAGUUCAUGCGGAACUACAAGGGGUUUGACGCUGUGGAUGUCCAUCUCGCGGAUGAUGGAAUCGUCCAAGCAAUCGGCAGUGGGGACAUUGUCAUGUCGAUGAAGACACCCCCAAGGGAUGAAGAAAGGUGUGCUCACAAACGUGUGGCACAUCCCAAAGUUAUCCAGAAACCUGUUCUCGGUCGGCCGCUUCACCAAGGAUGUCGGCCCAGUGACGUUCACGAAGGAUGGGUGCUAUGGAGAAGCGAAAGGGACCAAGUGGAAAAUUGGUGCCCGUGA